AUGGUCGUGGACACCUGUGUACUGAAGAGUCUACCAGGUGAACCAAUGCUGCAGCGGUCCCUAAGUAUUAAUCCUGAGGCCUCGCGCUUUCCCAGGGCCUUCCUCCCCACAGGGCCCCGGGUGCUCACACGUGUCCUGGAUUCGGCUCCUCCCCGGGGCCUGGCUCUCCGCCCGCCCGGCAGGGAUCUGGCAGCCCCGCCUCUGACCGCCCAGUUGGGCCAAGGCGAGGCCGCUGGGAUGGGCCGCCGGCCAGACGCCUGCUCAAGCCACCCCCGCGCGGCUGCUCUGGGCCAAGGGCCGGGACGCCAGCGUCCAAUCCUACUCCGGCCCCGGCGUCUCGCCCCGACCCGGGCAGCUGCGCGCAGCCAAGGCUGGCGUCGCAGCGCGCGCUUGCGUACUUGCUCCCGCGCGGCCUGGCUGCGCAGAGCCCGCGGUCUCCAUGGCAACCGGUGGUUACCUGCGAGCGCGUUAGCCGUGCUAUUGGACCUGGGUAGCCUGCUUUUGGGAAGGGAUCAUGGCAUCCUGGAUAAUUUUUUGGAUUCUCAAGGCAGCUCAGGUGUGCACCAGCCAGCAUACUGCUGCCUCAGAGAGCUGGGCAAGGUGCAGUUCAGCGUCCAGGAAAUCGCACUUUUGGAGCAUGGGUGCAAAGCCCUCGAGGUGGACAGUUCCAAGUCCCUGAUGAUCCUCGGUAUCCCGGAAGACUACAAUCAUGAGGAAUUCGAAGAGAUCAUACGGGCCCCCCUAAAACCUCUGGGCAAGUUUGAAGUGGCUGGGAAGGCCUUUCUGGAAGAAGAGAGAUCCAAGGCAGCCAUCAUCAGGCUGGCGGAGGACGUCAAUUAUGCCGUGAUGCCCAGGGAGAUCCAGGGCAAGGGUGACUGGUGGAGAGCGGUCUAUCUGCCCCAGAAGCAGGAUAUUGAAUCCCUGACCAAGCUGAACUUCUUCCUGCAGAGCGACGGCAGGACGGUGGAGGAUGUGGCCUGGGUCUUGAGGCAGGAACUGUUGACAGUGACGGGCCUCAGAGAGCUGCCUGCCAGAAAGUGUGGGGCUCGCCUGGGGGAGACGCCAGGGGCUGGGACCACCGCCGCGGUGGACCGGUUGCCACCUCUGGACUUCACUGGUAAGGAGAGCAAGGCUGGUGAUGGCAAGAAAGACAACUGGAAGCACAAGAAAAACCAACAACGGCACCAUGCAUAUGACAAGAAGUUGUGAGGUGACGUGGGUUGAGCGUGGGGAUGGCUGAGUGAAGAACUUUUUGGAUUUCAGAAGAGGAG
Messenger RNA from Camelus dromedarius (Arabian camel), 1271 nucleotides. RefSeq names its product PNMA family member 8C (gene PNMA8C). The record is from RefSeq and is a predicted model, not a curated record. Lineage: Eukaryota; Metazoa; Chordata; Mammalia; Artiodactyla; Camelidae.